Messenger RNA from Suncus etruscus (white-toothed pygmy shrew), 1602 nucleotides. It is a transcript of the gene PRKACA, whose product is annotated as protein kinase cAMP-activated catalytic subunit alpha. The record is from RefSeq and is a predicted model, not a curated record. Gene Ontology annotation, cellular component: nucleus; cAMP-dependent protein kinase complex. The transcript has 11 exons. NCBI's taxonomy places the organism in Eukaryota, Metazoa, Chordata, Mammalia, Eulipotyphla, Soricidae. Gene Ontology annotation, molecular function: protein kinase A regulatory subunit binding; cAMP-dependent protein kinase activity; ATP binding. Bases 69 to 1124 code for a protein of 351 amino acids. Gene Ontology annotation, biological process: peptidyl-serine phosphorylation.
GCCAGCACCCGCCGCGCCGCGCCGCAGCUCGGGGACCGGCCCCGGUCGCCGCCGCCUUCGCCGCCGCGAUGGGCAACGCCGCCGCCGCCAAGAAGGGCAGCGAGCAGGAGAGCGUGAAAGAGUUCUUAGCCAAAGCCAAAGAAGACUUCAUCAAGAGAUGGGAGUCCCCAACCCAGAACACAGCCCAGCUGGACCACUUUGAGCGCAUCAAGACCCUGGGCACAGGCUCCUUCGGGCGGGUGAUGCUAGUGAAGCACAAGGAGACCGGGAACCACUUUGCCAUGAAGAUCCUGGACAAGCAGAAGGUGGUGAAACUGAAGCAGAUUGAGCACACGCUGAAUGAGAAGCGCAUCCUACAAGCUGUCACCUUCCCCUUUCUCGUCAAGCUCGAGUUCUGUUUCAAGGACAAUUCAAACCUCUACAUGGUGAUGGAGUAUAUUCCAGGUGGGGAAAUGUUCUCACACCUGCGCCGGAUUGGAAGGUUCAGCGAGCCCCAUGCGCGCUUCUACGCGGCCCAGAUCGUGCUCACCUUCGAGUACCUGCACUCACUCGACCUCAUCUACCGGGACCUCAAGCCCGAGAACCUGCUCAUCGACCAGCAGGGCUACAUCCAGGUCACCGACUUCGGCUUCGCCAAACGCGUGAAAGGCAGAACCUGGACUUUGUGCGGGACCCCCGAGUACCUGGCCCCCGAGAUUAUCCUCAGCAAAGGCUACAACAAGGCCGUGGACUGGUGGGCCCUCGGGGUCCUCAUCUAUGAGAUGGCUGCGGGGUACCCCCCAUUCUUCGCCGACCAGCCCAUCCAGAUCUAUGAGAAGAUCGUCUCUGGGAAGGUGCGGUUCCCGUCCCACUUCAGCUCCGACCUGAAGGACCUUCUGCGGAACCUGCUCCAGGUGGACCUGACCAAGCGCUUCGGGAACCUCAAGAACGGGGUCAGCGACAUCAAGAACCACAAGUGGUUCGCCACCACCGACUGGAUCGCCAUCUACCAGAGGAAGGUGGAGGCCCCCUUCAUACCCAAGUGCAAAGGUCCUGGGGACACAAGUAACUUUGACGACUACGAGGAGGAGGAGAUCCGUGUCUCCAUCAACGAGAAGUGUGGCAAGGAGUUCUUGGAGUUUUAGGGUUCGGUAGUGGCCCUGCGCCUCCCUCCUUCUGCCGCUGCACCUUCCUGCCCACCUGCCUCCCGAAUCCAUUCAAGCCCUGCUGGGAAGGAGAGUGACUCAAAGAAGGAGCUGGAGUUCGGGGACCCUGGCCUGGUCUGGCCUGGCCACCACCGCCGCUGCUAAACUCUACCCUCCCCCUGCUGGGGCGGGGGGGGGGGUGUCCCCUGGCCAGCCCAAGCCCCCUCAUCCCAACAGCCGCCACCGGACACACCACCCUCAACCUCUGGGAUGGGGCCGGAGGCGCCUGGACCCAGACAAAGCAGCAAAAGGCAGGACACCCUGGGCCCGGCCGGCCUACUUGCCCUGCACCCCCCAAACUCUGAAAUUUUAUUCUCAACUAGGUUUUAAUGCCCAGCGGCGCCAGCCUAGCCCUGUUGGGGAAGGCACCCACCCACCCCCACACAUACAACCCCAAAAAUAAAAUAAAAAAUAAGAU